GCGACAGGCGACGCCUCAGCCCCAGCCCCAGCCCCUGCUCGAAGACUGUCCCUGCCCGCCCGCGUUGGUCUCCGCCGUGUUCACCUGUGUACUUCUUUCACAUUUGAAGAUGGUGAAGCUGGAUAUUCACACUUUGGCUCAUCACCUUAAGCAGGAACGACUCUAUGUGAAUUCGGAGAAACAGCUGAUCCAGAGGCUAAAUGCAGAUGUGCUUAAGACUGCUGAAAAGUUGUACCGAACAGCAUGGAUUGCCAAGCAGCAGAGAAUUAACUUGGACAGGCUUAUCAUAACAAGUGCUGAAGCUUCUCCUGCUGAAUGUUGCCAACAUGCCAAGAUCUUGGAAGAUACACAGUUUGUUGAUGGAUAUAAGCAGCUGGGAUUUCAAGAGACUUAUUAUGGAGAAUUCUUAAAUAGGUUAAGGGAAAACCCUCGACUCAUUGCCUCCUCUUUGGUUGCUGGAGAAAAACUGAACCAGGAUAACACUCAGAGUGUUAUCCACACAGUUUUUACCUCUCUCUAUGGCAACUGUAUCAUGCAAGAAGAUGAGAGCUACCUUCUUCAGGUUUUGCGAUAUCUGAUUGAAUUUGAACUCAAAGAAAGUGACAACCCUAGGCGUCUUUUGAGGAGAGGAACUUGUGCAUUCAGCAUUUUAUUCAAGCUAUUUUCUGAAGGACUCUUUUCUGCCAAACUGUUCCUCACAGCAACAUUACAUGAGCCAAUCAUGCAGUUGCUGGUUGAAGAUGAAGACCAUCUGGAAACAGAUCCAAAUAAGUUGAUUGAGAGGUUCUCUCCAUCCCAGCAGGAAAAGCUUUUUGGAGAGAGAGGUUCAGAUAGGUUCAGACAAAAGGUCCAAGAGAUGGUGGACUUGAAUGAAUCCAAACUAGUGGCUUUGGUGAACAAAUUUAUUGGCUAUCUCAAGCAGAAUACAUACUGCUUUCCCCAUAGUUUGCGGUGGAUUGUAUCACAAAUGUAUAAGACACUUUCCUGUGUAGAUCGGCUUGAUGUAGGGGAAGUGAGGGCAAUGUGUACUGAUCUCCUCUUGGCCUGCUUCAUUUGCCCUGCAAUUGUCAACCCAGAACAGUAUGGAAUUAUUUCUGAUGCUCCCAUAAAUGAGGUGGCAAGAUUUAAUUUGAUGCAGGUUGGCCGCCUUUUACAGCAGCUAGCAAUGACUGGCUCUGAGGAUGGAGAUCCUCGAGCAAAGAGCAGCCUUGGUAAAUUUGACAAAAGUUGUGUUGCUGCUUUCCUUGAUGUUGUAAUUGGUGGCCGGGCAGUAGAGACUCCCCCAAUGUCUUCAGUUAACCUUCUAGAAGGGUUGAGUAGAACUGUGGUGUAUAUGACCUACAGCCAGCUCAUCACUCUGGUUGGUUUUAUGAAAAAUGUCAUGUUGGGUGACCAACUGAGAGAAGAUCGAAUGGCUCUUGAAAACUUGUUGGCAAACCUACCCCAGGCCAAGCCAGGAAAAAGUAACAGUUUGGAAAUGACUUCGUAUAAUACUCCUCAGUUGUCUCCUGCAGCUACUCCAGCUAAUAAAAAAAAUCGCUUACCCUUAGCAACUCGGAGCAGAAGUCGUACCAAUAUGCUAAUUGACCAGCACCCAGACCAUGAUGGAUUAUCCCAAGAGACGAUUCAGGAAGUGCAGCCAGAAGAAGUGUUGGUCAUUUCUUUGGGGACAGGCCCCCAGCUUACUCCAGGCAUGAUGUCAGAAAAUGAGGUCUUAAACAUGCAGCUUUCAGAUGGAGGACAAGGAGAUGUCCCUGUUGAUGAAACCAAACUCCACGGUAAACCUGAUAAAACCUUGCGCUUUUCCCUCUGCAGUGAUAAUCUGGAAGGAAUAUCUGAAGGUCCUUCAAAUCGUUCUAAUUCGGUAUCUUCUCUGGACCUGGAAGGAGAGUCUGUAUCAGAACUUGGAGCAGGGCCUUCUGGGAGUAAUGGAGUUGAAGCUCUACAGCUUUUGGAACAUGAACAAGCUACGACACAGGAUAACCUUGAUGAUAAACUGCGGAAAUUUGAAAUUCGUGAUAUGAUGGGGCUAACCGAUGAUCGGGAUAUUUCAGAAACAGUGAGUGAGACCUGGAGCACAGAUGUCUUGGGCAGUGAUUUUGAUCCCAACAUUGAUGAAGAUCGAUUACAGGAGAUUGCAGGUGCGGCAGCAGAGAACAUGUUAGGCAGUUUGCUGUGUCUGCCAGGUUCAGGGUCAGUGCUUCUUGACCCCUGCACUGGUUCUACCAUAUCAGAAACAACCAGCGAAGCUUGGAGUGUAGAGGUAUUACCAAGUGACUCAGAAGCCCCAGACCUCAAACAGGAAGAGAGAUUACAAGAGCUGGAGAGCUGUUCUGGACUGGGCAGCACAUCUGAUGAUACAGAUGUCCGGGAAGUCAGUUCCCGCCCCAGCACUCCAGGCCUCAGUGUUGUCUCAGGCAUCAGUGCAACCUCUGAGGAUAUUCCUAAUAAGAUUGAGGACCUUAGAUCUGAAUGUAGUUCUGACUUUGGUGGCAAAGAUUCAGUCACCAGUCCAGAUAUGGAUGAAGUUGUCCAUGGAGCCCACCAGCUGACUUCUCCUCCCUCUCAAUCAGAGUCUUUGCUUGCAAUGUUUGACCCAUUGGCUUCACAUGAAGGAGCUUCUGCUGUAGUAAGACCAAAAGUUCACUAUGCUAGACCAUCACACCCACCACCAGAUCCUCCAAUCCUGGAAGGAGCUAUGGGAGGGAAUGAAGCCAGGCUACCAGGAUUUGGCUCUCAUGUGUUGAUUCCAACGGAUGCAGAAGCAUUCAAGCAGAGACAUUCCUAUCCUGAGCGAUUAGUCCGCAGCAGGAGUUCUGAUAUUGUAUCUUCGGCCCGGAGACCCAUGAGUGAUCCUAGUUGGAAUCGGCGUCCUGGGAAUGAAGAGAGAGAACUGCUUCCUUCAACUGCCAUUGGAUCUCCUUUAGUGGCUGCACCUCCAUCAUCAUCUUCAUCUCCUAGUAAAGAUUCCUUGAGAGGAGAGACUGAAGAACGAAAAGAUAGUGAUGAUGAGAAGUCAGACAGAAACAAACCUUGGUGGAGAAAACGUUUUGUUUCAGCUAUGCCUAAAGCUCCUAUACCAUUUAGAAAGAAAGAAAAACAAGAAAAAGACAAAGAUGAUCUGGGUCCUGACAGAUUCUCAGCACUUACAGAUGAUCCUGCCCCCAGACUCAGUGCACAGGCCCAGGCUGCUGAGGAUAUCUUGGAUAAAUAUAGGAAUGCCAUUAAACGAACUAGUCCUGGUGAAGGAGCUGUGGGGAACUAUGAAGGUGCAGAAGUUAUGGGAGAUGGUGAAAGUGUACAUGACUCUCCUCGUGAUGAAGCCCUGCAGAAUAUCUCCGCUGAUGAUCUCCCGGACUCAGCCAGCCAGGCGGCUCCCCCACAGGACUCCCCUUUCUCUUAUAGGGAUGCCAAAAAGAAACUGAGGCUUGCACUUUGCUCAGCAGAUUCUGUUGCUUUCCCAGUGCUCACUCAUUCGACGAGGAAUGGUCUGCCCGACCAUACAGAUCCGGAAGACAAUGAGAUUGUAUGCUUCUUAAAAGUUCAGAUAGCUGAAGCAAUUAAUUUACAAGACAAGAACUUAAUGGCUCAACUUCAAGAAACAAUUCGCUGCGUGGGACGUUUUGAUAAUAGAACUUGUCGGAAACUGCUGGCAUCUAUUGCAGAGGACUACCGGAAAAGAGCCCCAUAUAUCGCUUACCUCACUCGUUGUCGCCAGGGGCUACAGACCACACAGGCCCAUCUGGAAAGGCUGUUGCAGAGGGUUUUGCGAGACAAAGAGGUGGCUAACCGGUACUUUACCACAGUUUGUGUGAGAUUAUUGCUGGAGAGCAAAGAGAAGAAGAUUCGGGAAUUCAUUCAAGACUUUCAGAAGCUCACAGCAGCUGAUGAUAAGACAGCUCAGGUAGAAGAUUUCCUGCAGUUUUUAUAUGGUGCCAUGGCUCAGGAUGUCAUCUGGCAGAAUGCUAGUGAGGAACAGCUCCAGGAUGCUCAGAUGGCAAUUGAGCGAAGUGUGAUGAACCGAAUUUUCAAGCUUGCCUUCUAUCCUAACCAAGAUGGAGACAUUCUCCGUGACCAGGUUCUUCAUGAGCAUAUCCAGAGAUUGUCCAAAGUAGUGACUGCAAAUCAUAAAGCACUUCAGAUACCUGAGGUGUAUCUUCGGGAGGCACCAUGGCCAUCUGCACAAUCUGAAAUCCGUACAAUAAGUGCUUAUAAGACCCCUAGGGACAAAGUGCAGUGCAUCCUGAGAAUGUGCUCCACAAUUAUGAACCUGCUGAGUCUGGCCAAUGAAGAUUCAGUCCCUGGAGCAGAUGAUUUUGUUCCUGUUCUGGUGUUUGUUUUGAUAAAGGCAAACCCACCCUGUUUACUGUCUACUGUUCAGUACAUCAGUAGCUUUUAUGCUAGCUGUUUGUCCGGAGAAGAAUCGUAUUGGUGGAUGCAAUUCACAGCAGCAGUUGAAUUCAUUAAAACCAUUGAUGACCGGAAGUGACCUACUCUGAAGCCUGCUAGUGCAGGCAGACUGUUUAGGGGAGCAGAAUCUUUUAAAUAAUACUCACCAGCUGCUUAGCAGGCUGAAGAUUGUCCUUGUAUAUUGUACAGAGUUCAGGCAUUUUCAACCAGAUCUUUACUAAACAGAUUAAUGAGUUAACUAGCAGGUUUUCUUUUCUUUUUUUUCCCCCCCGUUCCUAUUUCUGGGUUGCAUAUUUUAUUCUCCCCACUCUCAGUAGAGGCUAGAGCUGCAACAAGGGACCACAUUUUUCAGGUAUUUUGGAAUAUAAAAACCUCUUGGGAAAAUUCCUAGGUAAUCAUUCAUGGAUAGCCAUUCUUUCUUUUUCUAAAAAAAAAAAAAAAAAAAAA
Molecule: messenger RNA, 4857 nt
Organism: Vombatus ursinus (common wombat)
Lineage: Eukaryota; Metazoa; Chordata; Mammalia; Diprotodontia; Vombatidae
Product: GTPase-activating protein and VPS9 domain-containing protein 1
Exons: 26
Coding region: 110-4489 (1459 amino acids)
Biological process (GO): vesicle-mediated transport; regulation of GTPase activity
Cellular component (GO): cytosol; endocytic vesicle
Molecular function (GO): guanyl-nucleotide exchange factor activity; small GTPase binding
Source: RefSeq, a predicted model, not a curated record